Chrysochloris asiatica (Cape golden mole) is the source of this 2625-nucleotide messenger RNA. RefSeq names its product Rho GTPase activating protein 42 (gene ARHGAP42). Gene Ontology annotation, cellular component: cytoplasm. The record is from RefSeq and is a predicted model, not a curated record. The transcript has 24 exons. Gene Ontology annotation, biological process: signal transduction. Gene Ontology annotation, molecular function: GTPase activator activity; protein binding. The coding region runs from base 1 to 2625 and encodes 874 amino acids. NCBI's taxonomy places the organism in Eukaryota, Metazoa, Chordata, Mammalia, Afrosoricida, Chrysochloridae.
AUGGGGCUACCUACUCUGGAGUUUAGCGAUUCCUACUUGGAUAGCCCGGAUUUCAGAGAGCGCCUGCAGUGUCACGAGAUUGAGCUGGAGCGAACCAACAAGUUUAUUAAAGAGCUCAUUAAGGACGGCUCUCUGCUCAUCGGGGCGCUAAGGAAUCUGUCUAUGGCAGUACAGAAAUUUUCCCAGUCACUACAAGACUUCCAAUUUGAAUGUAUAGGCGAUGCUGAAACAGAUGAUGAAAUUAGUAUUGCUCAGUCAUUGAAAGAAUUUGCAAGGCUACUCAUUGCAGUAGAAGAAGAAAGAAGAAGACUGAUUCAAAAUGCUAAUGAUGUAUUAAUUGCGCCACUUGAGAAAUUUCGAAAAGAACAGAUAGGUGCAGCAAAAGAUGGAAAGAAGAAAUUUGACAAGGAGAGUGAAAAAUACUAUUCUAUUCUUGACAAGCAUUUAAAUUUAUCUGCAAAGAAAAAGGAGUCUCAUUUGCAGGAGGCUGAUACACAGAUUGACCGAGAACAUCAAAACUUUUAUGAAGCAUCAUUAGAGUAUGUCUUUAAAAUUCAAGAAGUUCAAGAAAAAAAGAAGUUUGAAUUUGUUGAACCGCUUUUGUCAUUCCUUCAGGGCUUAUUUACUUUUUAUCAUGAAGGAUAUGAACUGGCACAGGAAUUUGCACCGUAUAAGCAACAGCUACAGUUCAACUUGCAAAAUACAAGAAAUAAUUUUGAAAGUACACGUCAAGAGGUAGAACGAUUAAUGCAAAGAAUGAAAUCUGCCAACCAGGAUUACAGACCACCCAGCCAGUGGACGAUGGAAGGCUAUCUGUAUGUCCAAGAAAAACGACCACUUGGUUUUACCUGGAUUAAACAUUAUUGUACAUAUGACAAGGGAAGUAAAACAUUUACAAUGAGUGUUUCAGAAAUGAAAUCCAGUGGGAAAAUGAAUGGCCUUGUUACUAGCUCACCAGAAAUGUUUAAAUUGAAAUCUUGUAUCCGACGAAAGACAGAUUCCAUUGAUAAGCGAUUCUGCUUUGACAUAGAAGUAGUUGAAAGGCAUGGAAUCAUCACUUUGCAGGCCUUCUCAGAAGCUAAUAGGAAACUUUGGUUGGAAGCUAUGGAUGGGAAGGAACCGAUUUACACCCUGCCUGCCAUUAUUAGCAAGAAGGAAGAAAUGUACUUAAAUGAAGCAGGGUUCAACUUUGUAAGAAAAUGCAUUCAAGCUGUGGAAACAAGAGGCAUCACCAUUUUAGGCCUCUACCGAAUAGGAGGAGUGAACUCCAAAGUCCAGAAACUCAUGAACACCACAUUUUCUCCAAAAUCCCCUCCAGAUAUUGAUAUUGAUAUUGAGCUAUGGGACAAUAAGACAAUCACAAGUGGACUGAAAAACUACCUCAGGUGUCUCGCUGAACCACUGAUGACUUACAAGUUGCACAAAGACUUCAUUAUUGCUGUUAAAUCUGAUGACCAAAAUUAUAGAGUGGAAGCUGUACAUGCAUUGGUGCACAAAUUACCUGAAAAAAACCGAGAGAUGCUGGACAUCUUAAUAAAGCACCUGGUCAAAGUAUCACUACAUAGUCAACAAAAUCUAAUGACUGUCUCAAACCUUGGUGUCAUAUUUGGCCCAACUCUAAUGAGAGCACAAGAAGAAACUGUGGCUGCCAUGAUGAAUAUUAAGUUUCAGAAUAUAGUGGUUGAAAUCCUGAUUGAACACUAUGAAAAGAUUUUCCAUUCUGCCCCAGACCCAAGCAUUCCUCUUCCUCAACCCCAGUCACGAUCUGGGUCCCGGAGGACACGUGCAAUCUGCCUCUCUACAGGUUCUCGGAAACCCAGAGGGAGGUAUACUCCAUGCUUGGCUGAACCAGACAGUGACUCUUACAGCAGCAGCCCUGACAGUACACCUAUGGGCAGCAUCGAAUCCCUCUCCUCGCACUCAUCUGAACAAAACAGCACUCCGAAAUCUGCAGCCUGCCAGCCCAGGGAGAAAUCUGGUGGGAUUCCCUGGAUUGCGUCCCCAUCACCUGCCAACGGACAGAAAAGCCUUGGUCUCUGGACUACUAGUCCUGAAUCAAGUUCUAGAGAAGACGCAACCAAAACGGAUGCUGAAUCAGAUUGCCAGAGUGUAGCCUCAAUCACUAGCCCAGGGGAUGUGUCCCCACCAAUAGACCUGGUCAAGAAAGGGCCUUAUGGACUGUCAGGACUGAAAAGAUCCUCAGCUUCAUCCCUGAGAUCCAUCCCUGCAGCUGAAGGAAACAAGAGCUACAGUGGAUCCAUUCAAAGCUUAACUUCCAUAAGUUCCAAAGAGAUACCCAAAACCCCACCAAACCCAGACCUGCCUCCAAAAAUGUGCAGGAGGUUAAGGUUAGACACCACUUCAAGCAAUGGCUAUCAGCGACCUGGCUCAGUAGUGGCAGAAAAAGCCCAGCUGUUUGAAAACGUUGGUUCAAUUAAGCCAGUUUCUUCUGGGCGCCAAGCCAAAGCCAUGUAUUCCUGUAAAGCAGAGCACAGCCAUGAGCUCUCGUUCCCACAGGGGGCAAUAUUUUCUAAUGUGUAUCCAUCGGUGGAACCAGGAUGGUUAAAGGCAACUUAUGAAGGCAAAACUGGACUAGUCCCAGAAAAUUAUGUUGUCUUCCUCUAA